AUGGCACGCACAAUGGCAGAGGAAUACGCCCGUGGAGGCGAAUCUCAAUCUCAAUCCUCAGCCCAACCCUCCCUCGUCCCCGAACCUGAUCUUGCGGCCUCUGCAACGCCCACCCAAGCACACGAGAGGCGCUCGAAUCCUCCAGUAAUAUCAUACAGCGAUCCUUUUCGUCCCAGUUCCUUGAGUGACCCGGUUUCUUUCUCCCGCAGCUCUGAGACACAAGACAGACAGACGGAAAGAGAAGGACAACACGGAUCCCGGCUCCAAGUCCCUCGGCGUCAAGGGAUUGCGGCUCAGACGCCGCAGACUGAGCGGAUGAGUUCUGCGGUGCCUGCUUCUGCUGGGACUGACGAUGAAGGCCCUUACGCGGGACUCGUGAGGGUUGGGAGCUCGCGGCGUAGGAGGGCGCCGCUCGCGCCGACUACUGGGGACAUCGCUAGGUUGGACGAUCGCACGCUGCGGACAUUACUCGAUGAAGCCCCUGUUGUGCAGUGUCCUCAUUGUGGGAGCCAUUUCCCGUAUCUGCCUGAGGCUGCUUAG
This is a messenger RNA of Aspergillus mulundensis, 540 nucleotides long. RefSeq lists its product as uncharacterized. The transcript has a single exon. NCBI's taxonomy places the organism in Eukaryota, Fungi, Ascomycota, Eurotiomycetes, Eurotiales, Aspergillaceae. Bases 1 to 540 code for a protein of 179 amino acids. The record is from RefSeq and is a predicted model, not a curated record.